AGACACGAUAACGAGGAUGCUGGCCCUGUCUGUGCCUAAACCCCCAUCUCAACGCGACGUUGGUCAUGGCUUCUUACUGGGGAACAGUCUCUUGGCGGGUGUGUCUUCUUGGCAAUAUACCCUCUCUGGGCAAAUACAAGUGUAUCCAUGCUGCUCUCCACAUUGCCAAGCAAGUUGCGUCUAUCCCGCUCCCCGAGCGAGCGAGCCAACGUUGAGACUCGCAGUGAAUCCCUCCUCUCGCAGUGAGCAGCGACCCAUCGCCACUGCACCUGAGCUCUGUCUUCUUGGCAUCCUGCGGGCCAUCCUGUUACGUUUCCCUUCUUCACCGUUGGCUUUGGAUCUUUCCGUCAUCGUGUCACGCUGUUGCCCCCUUGUGGCAUCUGAUCCUCUCUUGGCACAUCACCCGUGCGACUGCCAUGGAUUGCUGAGCGUCUGUCUCUCGCCCGAUGCCACUCAGCUAUGGAGAUUGUUGGCUUGGCAGAAGGGCAAACUGAAUAUUUAAGUCGUGUCGUGCUCCUCAGUGUAGUCCUAGGUUGCUCAUCCUUUCCUCGACUUUCGUAUAACAUUCGGAAACAUCCAG
Ilyonectria robusta is the source of this 580-nucleotide messenger RNA. RefSeq lists its product as uncharacterized. The coding region runs from base 17 to 502 and encodes 161 amino acids. The transcript has a single exon. The record is from RefSeq and is a predicted model, not a curated record. Lineage: Eukaryota; Fungi; Ascomycota; Sordariomycetes; Hypocreales; Nectriaceae.